Messenger RNA from Rhodotorula toruloides NP11, 834 nucleotides. RefSeq names its product N-acetyltransferase. The record is from RefSeq and is a predicted model, not a curated record. Gene Ontology annotation, molecular function: acyltransferase activity, transferring groups other than amino-acyl groups. The transcript is spliced from 5 exons. Bases 1 to 834 code for a protein of 277 amino acids. Lineage: Eukaryota; Fungi; Basidiomycota; Microbotryomycetes; Sporidiobolales; Sporidiobolaceae.
AUGCCCCGCCCACUGCCCUCGGACCCGCCCUCGACGAGUAUCCCGACCAUCGACUUCUCGACGCUCAAACUGCGCGCGUCGGUACGGUACCGCUUCGAGCGAGACGAGGAGGAGGAAGAGAUGGAGGAGGAAGAUGGCGAGGACGAGGACGAGGACGAAGAGGAGGGACGGUGGAAUCGUGUGCUUAGUCUCUGCGACUAUCGGAUCACCGACGCAGAGGACAAGGUCCUGGGAGUGGUCGAGAUCUGGUACUUCGAGACGUGGGAAUUCUCCGUCGAGAGCGACUGGCUGUCUUUCAUGGACCAGUGGAACCAGGAAUCGCACAAGUUCUCUUGCCUCUUUGACGGCGACGCCCAACUCCGCUCGCGCUUCCUCCGUGAAGGCAAAGGCGUCUUUGGGCCUGAAGUGACAGAAGCCUCAAACAUUGCGUACAUCCAUGAGAUGCGUAUCGAGCCGGAGUACCGCGGGCUUGGACUUGGGACUUGGGCGCUGGACAAGCUGCUUGCGAUGCUGGACGAACGAUGGCAUUAUACCGCCGCCAAAGCCAUGUUCGUCGAGCCCGGCGCGCUCAACUCCGAAUUCUCCUACCGCGACCGUGGAGACGCGGCCUCGCACCUCGACAUGAUGCUAGCGAUCAGCGCGCGAGUCACUAAGUUCUUCCAACGAUCCGGCUUUCGAAGAAUCGGCACGACUUCGUUUCUCUGCUACGCUCGCGAUCCCCAACACCCGUCGCGCACAAUACCGAUGCACCAAGACGCAGAGUAUGAGGAAGACGUGACGAUGAGCCAUGGGGACAUGGUGCGGAUGCUCGCGAGGGGGACGAUGCCUUGGUGA